Messenger RNA from Dentiscutata heterogama, 259 nucleotides. The record is from the annotation of a GenBank genome assembly. Lineage: Eukaryota; Fungi; Glomeromycota; Glomeromycetes; Diversisporales; Gigasporaceae.
UGAAAAGGUUAAAAAAAAAGAAAUACAACAAUAUAUCCAAAAAAGAGCAGAGCAAAUUGUAAAAGAACAAAAGAAAAUAUUAACUAGCUUGCUAGAGUAUCCGUUUUGUAAAGUAGUUCUAGACAGAGUAUAUAUACAACAUCAAGAGUCUACAAAUCUUUUAACUAACCCAGCAGAGGUUUUGGAAGAAGUCCGAUCUUAUUUUCAAAACCAGUUUAUAAACAGAAGAGAGGAUAGUGCUGAAAUAGAAAAGUUAUAG